AUGCCUAUUCUCUGCAUCAUUCUCGUGUUGAUGCUUUCCUCCGCAUCUUCCAUCAGCUGCUGCACAGAGCAUGAGAGAAACUGCCUCCUCCAGUUCCUGGCCGGGCUCUCGCAGGACGGUGGCCUCGCGGCGUCAUGGCGGCACGGCACUGGAUGCUGUUCAUGGGAAGGCAUCACCUGCGGUAGCAUGAAGAACGAGGGCGAGGUCGCCGCAGUCACAGACGUCUUGCUGGGCGCCAAGAAACUCCAGGGCAGCAUAUCGCCUGCUCUUGGCAGCCUACCCGGCCUGCUGCGUCUGAACCUGUCACACAACUCGCUCUCCGGUAGCUUGCCCUCAGAGAUAAUGUCGUCGGGCAGCAUCGUCAUCCUUGACGUCAGCUUCAACGGCCUCGCCGGAGUACCCACCACCACUGGGAGCCGCCUGAAGCGACGACCUCUGCAGGUGCUCAACAUCUCGAGCAACCAGUUCGCCGGGGAGUUCCCAUGGUGGGACGACGGGGACACGACGAUGGCGAACCUGAUCGCGCUCAACGCUAGCAACAACAGCUUCACGGCUCAGAUGCCGGUGGCGCCUCUGUGCGGCGGUGCCUCACCGUCGCUGGCGUUGCUCGACCUCUCCCACAACCAGUUCACCGGCGAGGUUUCCCCUGCGCUUGCUGGUUGCUCCAUGCUCAAGGUGCUCAGGGUUGGCAUGAACAACCUGAGCGGUACUCUCCCUGCUGAGCUCUUCGAGGCAACCUCCUUGGAGCACCUGUCCUUAGCCAACAAUGGCCUGCAAGGCGAACUUGGCGGAGCACACAUGGCCAAGCUUAUCAACCUAGUUACUCUUGACCUUGGAGGGAACAGCUUCCAUGGCGAGAUCCCAGAGUCCAUUGGUCAACUCAAGAACCUGGAAAUGCUCAGCUUGGGCAACAACAACAUGUCAGGGAAUCUACCACCAAGCCUAGGCAACUGUACAAGUCUCAUAACCAUCGACCUAAAGUUCAACAACUUCAGUGGAGACCUUGGCAAGGUCGACUUCUCUACCCUACGCAAUCUAAAAACCCUAGAUCUCCUACAGAAUAGCUUCAGCGGUGUGCUCCCAGAAAGCAUCUACUCAUGCAGCAAUCUGACUGCGCUACGACUAUCAGUCAACCCUAUCCAUGGUGAGAUCUCAUCAAGAAUAGGUAAUCUCAGGGAUAUCGCUAAGGCUUUCCGUGCUCUCAAGAGCUCCCGGAACCUCACCACCCUUCUCAUUGGAAGGAACUUCUGGGGUGAGCCCAUGCCACAAGAUGAGGCAAUUGAAAGCUUUGAGAGCAUUCGAUAUCUCUCAAUUUAUCACUGUUCGUUGAUCGGAAACAUACCUCUUUGGCUGUCAAAGCUGAAAAAUUUGGAGUCACUAGAUUUAUCUAACAACCAGCUCACCGGGGCGAUGCCGAGCUGGAUCAACUCCUUGAGCAACCUCUUUUAUUUGGAUUUAUCAAACAACAGCCUUACAGGACAGAUACCAGCCACCUUGACAGAGAUGCCGAUGCUAAAAUUAGAUGAUUACGAGGCCCAUUUGACAAGACAAUUUGAUCUGCCAGUGUAUCAAGGAGAGAUCCCACCGUCUAUCUGCAAUCUCACAAACCUGCAGAUGCUGGACUUGUCCAUCAACCACCUCAUUGGCCCAAUACCUGAAGGACUGAAUAAGCUCAACUUUCUCUCAGAGCUUAACAUCUCUAACAAUGAUCUGGAAGGUCCUAUUCCAACAGGAGGCCAGAUGAGCACAUUCUCAAGCUCAAGUUUUGGUGGGAACCCAAAGCUAUGUGGCUCUAUAUUGGCUAAAUAUUGUGAUCCAGUGGAGGCAGUUCCAACUGUCCCAGAUAUCUCUGAAAAUGAAUACGGCGGCAAAGUUAUCUCUGCGGUUGCCUUCGGUGUGUUCUUUGGAAUAGGAGUGUUGUAUGAUCAGCUAGUCUUGUCAAGCUAUUUUUGUCCAAAAUAAUUGUGUAUUUAUCUCAGACGAUCAUGCAUGCAUGUACUACAUACUAUGUACUUACUGUAUUGAAGAGUAGACGAACAGUAAUCGAAUGCUAGAAUCAUGCACUUGUUUAA
Oryza brachyantha (malo sina) is the source of this 2072-nucleotide messenger RNA. Its product is annotated as receptor-like protein 2. Gene Ontology annotation, molecular function: protein binding. The coding region runs from base 1 to 1962 and encodes 653 amino acids. The transcript has 3 exons. The record is from RefSeq and is a predicted model, not a curated record. Lineage: Eukaryota; Viridiplantae; Streptophyta; Magnoliopsida; Poales; Poaceae.